This is a messenger RNA of Rhinopithecus roxellana (golden snub-nosed monkey), 4112 nucleotides long. RefSeq names its product FosB proto-oncogene, AP-1 transcription factor subunit (gene FOSB). Gene Ontology annotation, biological process: regulation of transcription by RNA polymerase II. Gene Ontology annotation, molecular function: DNA-binding transcription factor activity, RNA polymerase II-specific; RNA polymerase II cis-regulatory region sequence-specific DNA binding. Gene Ontology annotation, cellular component: nucleus. The transcript has 4 exons. Lineage: Eukaryota; Metazoa; Chordata; Mammalia; Primates; Cercopithecidae. The record is from RefSeq and is a predicted model, not a curated record. The coding region runs from base 1092 to 1961 and encodes 289 amino acids.
CAGGGAAAUGUUUCAAGCUUUCCCCGGAGACUACGACUCCGGCUCCCGGUGCAGUUCCUCACCCUCUGCCGAGUCUCAAUAUCUGUCUUCGGUGGACUCUUUCGGCAGUCCACCCACCGCCACCGCCUCCCAGGCACUCACAGACAGAUUCCCACUCCCUCUGCUCCGGAUGCCCGGUUCCUCCAGUGUGUCCCAAGACAGGACUAGAACCGCGAACCGAAGGGCAACCAGCCAGGUGGUCUCCAGGAGCUCCGCCCCCUCUGGGUUCCCAGGACGCUGAUUGGCCGGAGAGCCAGCCCUUCCCUCACCACGCCCCCCGAGAGAGUAGUUAAGCCUUCAGAGCAGUUCCAGGAGUCCAUUUACGGGAGGGGGGAGAUGAGCGCUGCUGAAGCUUGGGGGCUCGGGUUCCGCACCAUUCCCCUACCGCGACAAUCUAAGGGAGCCUCGGUGGUUACUUUUCUCUACCUGUCCGUUCACCCUAAACUGUCACUCGUCAGUCUCACUCUGAAAAGAGACAGUAACUUGAAACGUUGUUCUAAACUCCUAGGCCCGUCCCCCAAACACCCUUUUGACUGGGACCCCCGCCCCUACAUGGGACCUCGCGCAGAGGGGUGUGUGUGUGUGUGAGUGUAGAGGAAGGCUUGGCCUAAGGCCUCUCCUUCUCCCUCCCCUUGCCUCUGGGGUGGGGGUGGGGUGUUGUGGCUGUGUGUGUGGCUGUGGCUCCGUCCCGGGGGUUCUGUCAGCCGGCUGUGUCCAGCCUCCUCUCCACCCCCUACACCUAAGAGUCACCAACCCGGGGUGUGAUUCACCACCCGCUGGAACCGUGCAACCUUUCCCCGAGGAAGAAGGAGGAGGUAGAAGCCAGUUGAGCAGAAAUCCUCUCAUUAACCACUGCGUCACGGUGUAGUGGAAGGGUGGGUGUCGUGGCUUUUUUCCUGUGACACACACAUCCACACUCGCUCACCCUGUGCUCACUCACGGGGUCGGUGUGUGUUAUGUGUGUUGGGUGUGUGUGUGUUGGUGUCUUUGUUUGUGUGUCUACGCCUGUGUGUGUAUGUGUCACCCCGUAGGAGUGCGCCGGUCUCGGGGAAAUGCCCGGUUCCUUCGUGCCCACGGUCACCGCGAUCACAACCAGCCAGGACCUCCAGUGGCUUGUGCAACCCACCCUCAUCUCUUCCAUGGCCCAGUCCCAGGGGCAGCCACUGGCCUCCCAGCCCCCGGUCGUCGAUCCCUACGACAUGCCGGGAACCAGCUACUCCACGCCAGGCAUGAGUGGCUACAGCAGUGGCGGAGCGAGUGGCAGUGGUGGGCCUUCCACCAGCGGAACCACCAGUGGGCCUGGGCCUGCCCGCGCAGCCCGCGCCCGGCCAAGGAGACCCCGAGAAGAGACGCUCACCCCAGAGGAAGAGGAGAAGCGAAGGGUGCGCCGGGAACGAAAUAAACUAGCAGCAGCUAAAUGCAGGAACCGGCGGAGGGAGCUGACUGACCGACUCCAGGCGGAGACAGAUCAGUUGGAGGAAGAAAAAGCAGAGCUGGAGUCGGAGAUCGCCGAGCUCCAAAAGGAGAAGGAACGUCUGGAGUUUGUGCUGGUGGCCCACAAACCGGGCUGCAAGAUCCCCUACGAAGAGGGGCCUGGGCCGGGCCCGCUGGCGGAGGUGAGAGAUUUGCCGGGCUCAGCACCGGCUAAGGAAGAUGGCUUCAGCUGGCUGCUGCCGCCCCCGCCACCACCGCCCCUGCCCUUCCAGACCAGCCAAGACGCACCCCCCAACCUGACGGCUUCUCUCUUUACACACAGUGAAGUUCAAGUCCUCGGCGACCCCUUCCCCGUUGUUAACCCUUCGUACACUUCUUCGUUUGUCCUCACCUGCCCGGAGGUCUCCGCGUUCGCCGGCGCCCAACGCACCAGCGGCAGUGACCAGCCUUCCGAUCCCCUGAACUCGCCCUCCCUCCUUGCUCUGUGAACUCUUUAGACACACAAAACAAACAAACACACGAGGGAGAGAGACUUGGAAGAGGAGGAGGAGGAGAGAGAGGGGAAGAGACAAAGUGGGCGUGUGGCCUCCCCGGCUCCUCCGUCUGACCCUCUGCGGCCACUGCGCCACUGCCAUCGGACAGGAGGAUUCCUUGUGUUUUGUCCUGCCUCUUGUUUCUGUGCCCCGGCGAGGCCAGAGAGCUGGUGACUUUGGGGACAGGGGGUGGGAAGGGGAUGGACACCCCCAGCUGUCUGUUGGGUCCCUGACGUCAACCCAAGCUCUGGGGAUGGGUGGGGAGGAGGAGUGGGGUGACGCCCACCUUCGGGCAGUCCUGUGUGAGGAUGAAGGGACGGGGGUGGGAGGUAGACUGUGGGGUGGGCUGCAGUCCUCUCCAGAGAGGCUCAACAAGGAAAAAUGCCACCCCCCACCCAAUGUCUCCCAUACCCACCCUUUUUUUGGGGUGCCUAGGUUGGUUUCCCCGGCACUCCUGACCUUAGCUUAUUGAUCCCACAUUUCCAUGGGGUUAGAUCCUCUUUACUAUGGGCAGAAGUGAGCCCCCCCUUAAAGGGAAUUUGAUGCCCCCCUAGAAUAAUCUCAUCCCCCGACCAGACUUCUUUUGAAAUGUGAACAUCCUUCCUUCACUGUCUAGCCACUCCCUCCCAGAAAAACUGGCUCUGAUUGGCAUUUCUGGCCUCCUAAGGCUCCCCAUCCCGAAAUCAGCCCCCAGCCCUGUUUCUCAUGACAGUGUUAUCCCAAGACCCUGCCCCCUGCCAGCCGGCCCUCCUGGCCUUCCUCGUUGGGCCGCUCUGCUUUCAGGCAGCAGGGGGUGCUGUGAUGCCGUCCUGCUGGAGUGAUUUAUACUGUGAAAUGAGUUGGCCAGAUUGUGGGGUGCAGCUGGGUGGGGCAGCACCCCUCUAGAGGGAUAAUGCCCCCACUCCCGAAAGCCUUUCCUUGGUCUCCCUUCCGUCCAUCCCCCUUCUUCCUCCCCUCAACAGUGAGUUAGACUCAAGGGGGUGACAGAGCCGAGAAGGGGGUGACAGUCCUCCAUCCACGUGGCCUCUCUCUCCUCAGGACCCUCAGCCCUGGCCUUUUUCUUUAAGGCCCCCCGACGGAUCCCCAGCCUAGGACGCCAACUUCUCCCACACCUUGGUCCCCCACAUCCUCUCUAGGAAGGGAGUGAGGGGGUGUGACAUUUUUCCGGAGAAGAUUUCAGAGCUGAGGCUUUGGUACUCCCAAACCCCCAAUAUUUUUGGACUGCCAGACUCAAGGGGCUGGAAUCUCAUGAUUCCAUGCCCAAGUCCCCCCAGCCCUGACGCUGGUUUUGGCUCUCCCACCCUGCCGUUCCCUGCGCUUCAUCUCAUGAGGAUUUCUUUACGAGGCAAAUUUAUAUUUUUUAAUAUCGGGGGGUGGACCACGCCGCCUUCCAUCCGUGCUGCAUGAGAAACAUUCCACGUGCCGCUUGUCGCGCGUCUCCUGUCCUGAUCCCAGACCCAUUCCGUAGCUAUUUAUCCCUUUCCUGGUUUCUGAAAGGCAAUUAUAUCUAUUAUGUAUAAAUAAAUAUAUUAUAUAUGGAUGUGUGUGUGUGCGUGCGCGUGAGUGUGUGAGCGCUUCUGCAACCUCAGCCUAGGUCACAUUGGCCCUCAAAGCGAGCCGUUGAAUUGGAAACUGCUUCUAGAAACUCUGGCUCAGCCUGUCUCAGGCUGACUCUUUUCUGAUCGUCUCGGCCCCUCUGAUUGUUCCUGAUGGUCUCUCUCCCUCUGUCUUUUCUCCCCUGCCUGUGUCCAUCUGACCGUUUUCACUUAUCUCCUUUCUGACUGUCCCUGCCGAUGCUCCAGCUGUCGUCUGACUCUGGGUUCAUUGGGGACAUGAGAUUUUAUUUUUUGUGAGUAAGCCUGAGGGAUCGUAGAUUUUUACAAUCUGUAUCUUUGACAAUUCUGGGUGCAAGUGUGAGAGUGUGAGCAGGGCUUCCCCCUGCCAACCACAAUUCAAUGAAUCCCCGACCCCCCGACCCCAUGCUGUAUUUGUGGUUCUCUUUUUGUAUUUUGCACCUGACCUCGGGGGGCUGGGGCAGAUUGGCGAUGGGCCGUCCCCUCUCCCCUGGUUCUGCACUGUUGCCAAUAAAAAGCUCUUAAAAACGCA